Molecule: messenger RNA, 2340 nt
Organism: Cloeon dipterum
Lineage: Eukaryota; Metazoa; Arthropoda; Insecta; Ephemeroptera; Baetidae
Exons: 7
Coding region: 431-1861 (476 amino acids)
Source: RefSeq, a predicted model, not a curated record
UGAUGGCCAUGUAACGUUGGGAGCGAGCGAGGAUCCGUCGAAGCGACAGCCACCAUGCAGGCCGACUGCGGGCGGCGCCGAGAGUUCUUUCCCAGCUGCCUAACAGCGAAGGUCGUGUCUCUGUUGCCCGUCUGAUGACAAUUGGAGAGAUAAGUGUCGGGUGGCUGCUUUGCUUCUUAUUCUCUUUGCUCGCGCGGCAAGCAAGUGCGUUUGUUGAAUUCUGUUUGCGCUGAGUCUGCGGCUUGCGAAGGCUGUGCGGAGCAAACGGCAGUGCUCAUCAUGGGGAGUUGAGCGCCGGACGCGUCACUUCGAUUGCUCUCUUCCGCGCGGAAUAAUGAUUGGAUUCCGUCGCUGCUGAGAAACCACGGCCAGUGACCCGUUUGGAAAUUAAUUGUUCAAAUAUAGGGGAGUUUCGAUUACUGUCCUCAAGAUGCUUAUCAAAAGUGAGCGAGCGAUACCACUGCGGGCGCAGCAGCUGCCCCGACCCAACAGUGUGAACCGAGACUGGCUAGCCAAUAUGUCCGAGUCGGACCAGCGGAAGGUCUCAAACCCCCUGCUAGGAGCCAACUGCAGAUCAGAGGCCGCCAUGAGUGACAACACCUUCGUCGCCUACUACCACGGAGGAGAGAUCGGCAAGCAGAAAAAUGGUAGCGUGAAAAUGAGGGGUGCACGCAGGGUGAUUGCCUUUUGCCUGCUGACCGCGGCGAUCCCGAUGACGCUGGUCAUCCUGCCACUCUAUCUACGCAACAGCGUCUUCGCUCAGAAGUUCUACUCGUACCACGAGUCGGACUUGGCCACUGUCGAGGAGGGAAUUUCCACUAUUUUCUGUCAGGGUCAAAUUAUUCGAGCUGAAAAAGGAAGAUUUUCUGCACACCAGUUGAUAGGGGAGCCAGGGAUAUCUGAAGAGCGAAGAACUAUGGUGCUGGAGCGCAAAAUGUCUAUCCCUGACGACAGGCUGGAGUACUGGGGCUUCCAUCUGCUGCCAAAAUCAUUUUUAACCAUCAAAGUUUGUGCAGGCUCCCCUGGCGCGCGGCUGUUGGUUGUUCGCGGAGAGAAGAAUCUCGAGCUGUGCGGCCUGCUGCAGCCGCCGGCGUCCGCGGAGGUCGCGAAGCCGCCCCUCGUGGACAACGGCGAGAUCACCUUCGAGGAACACCACGAGGAGGCGGCAGCCAGGGAUCAGGACGAGGAGGAAAACACCGCCGCGGAGGUGACAGACGAUCCUUUGGAAGAAAACUCGACGGCGCCAGAGCACAGGCACCGACACGAGCGGAGCAGGAUGAACAAAGUGAAGCGCGACUCGCCGCUCGAGCAGCCGACGACGAUGAGGACGAAAUUCAAACAUAUGUCCGAGGUGGCUCACUUUGAGGGAGCCAUCGAGCACGGCGGAAAUACCAACUGGAACGUCACCGAGCCUGAAGACGGCGGCUCGUCCGUCUCCAGCUUCGAGUCUGGUCUCUUGACGUGUUUCCAGGGUAAGACGCUGUUCCAAAGAGGCUUUGAAGCGAGUGGCAAGCUGUGCGAUGAAGACGUCUGGACGGGCUCGAUGGUCCUCAGCCAGACGGUGCGGACGCAGGGCCACUACUACUACGUCUUCUACUCAGACAACGACCUCGACAUCAACCACAUCAAGGCCCUGUUCCAAAUCAACGCCACAAAGCCGGACUUCUCGUUAGCUAGUCACAGCUGCUACAACUCGACCGAGUGCAAAUUCUCGAGGUCGUUUUUCGGCGGCGAUGGCACGGUUUUCCUGGAAGCGGAAUCAGAACUCGAAGUUGAGUCGACGUGCGAGCCGCGGAUCGCGGUGUACCUCAUGUUCCCUGUGUGUGCCAUGGUGUUUGUGCUCAUCUUUGGUCUCUUAUAGACCAUGUCCUGCUGACAAUGACAAUCUUUUGAUAACUUCUGGUCGAUUUUGCUGAACUGUAUGAUCCGCUAACAAUCAAACGACUUUAAAAAUAUUCCUCGCUCAUAGCUAAUAAUUUUGAGAACUUUAUACAAGGAGUUCAAAGACUGACAAACGAUUACCAAUCUUUUAUCAUAACUACAAUGGAGAUUUUUUUAAUAAAAGCAUGGAUUUGUCGGGUAGUUAAUGCACCGAGGGUAAUUGAUCUUACGGACACUAAGCAGAGAUGAUUAAAAACAUUGUUGCGUUUGGUUGGUCCCUGUAAAAGGGAUUAAAACCAAUUGUAUAUUUUUACAAUUUUUUAAUAAGUCAUUUAAGGUUUCAAUAUAUCAUGAGAUGAAUUUGUUGAUUUAGGCGAUUCCCGCGAUUGUGUUCUAAUGCUGACGUUGGCAAUUUAAAUAAAAUUACGAAUCUUAAAAAUAAAAUUGCUUCAAAUUUAA